This is a messenger RNA of Medicago truncatula (barrel medic), 429 nucleotides long. RefSeq lists its product as uncharacterized. The record is from RefSeq and is a predicted model, not a curated record. The coding region runs from base 1 to 429 and encodes 142 amino acids. NCBI's taxonomy places the organism in Eukaryota, Viridiplantae, Streptophyta, Magnoliopsida, Fabales, Fabaceae. The transcript has 2 exons.
AUGGUGUUCCUGGAUUAUGGAGUGCGUAACGACAACAACAACUUCAGUGUUGGUAAAUGGGUGUUCGACAGGCAAUUUGCCGACGAUACCUUGUUGGUUAGGGUCAAGAGUUGGUCUAAUGUCCGAGCUUUGAAGGCGGUGUUAGUUUUAUUUGAAUCCAUCUCGGGACUGAAAGUCAAUUUUAACAAAAGUAUGCUUUUUGGUGUUAAUGUGAAUGAAUCUUGGCUUCAUGAAGCAUCUUCGGUUUUGAGGUGUAAGCAUGGGAGCCUUCCGUUUGUUUAUCUGGGGCUACCUAUUGGUGGUGAUCCGCGGAAGCUUCAGUUUUGGUAUCCGUUGGUUGAUAGGAUCCAUAAACGGCUGUCUGGAUGGAAGUGUAAAAAUUUGUCUUUGGGUGAUCGGUCUGGGGGUAAAGAGGUUGAAGGAAUUUAA